AUGGCAACCAAUGAUGAUCUUGAUGAUUUCUUUAAAAAGAAAGAUCGAAAGGGUAACAAACAUAAAAAGCCAGCUGGUUUAUUAACCAAUAAUGAAGAACUACUCAAACAAUUAGUCAUUGUUACAUCGGCUACAUCAGCAUUUAAAGAAAAUAUGGAUUUCGACGACGACGAAGAAGAAGAAGCGAGCGUUAAUAAUCAAAAUCGUCGUCCAAUUGUUGAAGAAUCAAAUGGUAUUAUUCAUGAUGGUAAUCAUACAGCUGUAAACAAAACUCAAACAAAUUCAACAUCAAUUAAUAAAACUAAAAAUUCAACUAAAUUAACCGUACAAGACAAUCAUAAUAAUAUCAAUGAACAACAACAACAACCUGCUAGUGGACAACAGGAUGAAUGGGAAGAAUUUGAAAAUUCAAAUCCAAAAUAUGAUAAAUUACGUUUAAAAUUUUCACGCGGUACUAAUGAUCAAAUUCAUUCGGAUGAAGAUAAAGAUGAUGAUUAUUAUGAUGAUGAUGGUCACAAUACAAAUAAUCAUGCUCUAAAUACUAAUGAUAAUACAAAUAAUAUUGGUGAUGAUAACGAUGAACAAGCGGCACGUAAUAAUCGACGUCGUGAGCAACUAAAAGAUAAGCCUGUUUGGAAAUUGGAUCAAGUUAAACAAGCAGAACCAAUACAAACAAUUGAAGUAAAUAAUUCAACUGCUGAUAAAGUUGCCGAAUUACCACCAUCGACAUCAGCAACACCGAAUGUUUAUCGACCACCACAAUUACGUGGCAAUGCAUCAGUUACUGUUGUUAGUGGCGUUAAUCAGCGACCAUCGAAAAAAGAAAAACCAAAUUUAGCUUCAAAUGAAGAUUUUCCAACACUUGGAGCAGCUGUCAAUAAGAAAUAA
Molecule: messenger RNA, 888 nt
Organism: Rotaria socialis
Lineage: Eukaryota; Metazoa; Rotifera; Eurotatoria; Philodinida; Philodinidae
Source: the annotation of a GenBank genome assembly